CCGCAUCCUCUUAUCGAUAACCGUCACUUAUCGCUUUCCAUCCAUCCUCCAUCAUCAUCACCAACAACACCAUCAUCAUCGUCAUCAGACUGCCAGCUGCCAAACGUCUUCACGAUGAUUGAGACCUUCCUCAAGGAGACUUUUCCGGGGGUGACUCCGACCUCGACUGUGGCGCCCAUCCCCACCGUCGUCCCAGGCAAUGAGCCCAUUUUCCAGGAGAUCCAUGAUACUGGCAAACGCACAUUAUGGGUCGUCACCGUGCUCAUGGCCCUGUCUUCCCUGGUGUUCUACGUUCUGGGAGCUCGUGUACCACUGAGCAAGCGCGUCUUCCACACUCUCGUCUCCCUCUCCGCCACCAUCUCCUUCAUCAUCUACCUCGCCCUCGCCACCGGCGGCGGCAUCACCUGGAAAGUCGACACCGUCAAGCUGCACAACAAGCAUGUGCCCAACACGCACCAGGACUACUUCCGCCAGGUGCUGUGGCUGCGCUACGUGCUGUGGUUCCUGACCGAGCCGCUCAGCCUGAUCAGCUUGAGUCUGCUGUCCGGUCUUCCCGGGGCUCACCUGCUGGUGGCCAUCGCCGCCGACUUCGUCAUGCUGGGCUCGGGUCUGCUGGGCACCUUCGCCGGCCACACCUCGCGCCGCUGGGUCUGGUUCACCAUCAGUGCCAUCGGAUACCUGACGACCGUGUACCACAUCAGCGUGAACGGGGCCCGCGCCGCCAGCAACAAGGAUAACCAGACCCGCAAGUUCUUCGGAACCAUCUCCGGCGUGACUCUGCUGGUGAAGGUUUUGUUCCCUGUCACCAUCGCCGCGGGCGCUCUGGCCCUGAAGAUCAACGUCGACGUGGAGACUAUCCUGUUUGCCAUCUACGAUAUCUUCUCCCAGGGAUUGAUCGGAUACUGGCUGAUCAUUGCGCACGACAGUGCUCCGGGAAUUACCCUCAACGUGGACGGCUUCUGGUCCAACGGUAUCGGCAAUGAGGGCGCCAUCCGUAUCGGUGAGGAUAACGGAGCUUAAAUUGCGACGGACUUGGUAUGUAUCUCAAGGAGAGUGACAGGUGUUGAUGGAAAGUUCCGCUGGGAUUUUCGGUUUGGGAGGCAGUGUGAACAGGAGGGGUGUGAUAUGACUGG
Messenger RNA from Aspergillus aculeatinus CBS 121060, 1133 nucleotides. Its product is annotated as opsin family protein. The transcript is spliced from 5 exons. NCBI's taxonomy places the organism in Eukaryota, Fungi, Ascomycota, Eurotiomycetes, Eurotiales, Aspergillaceae. Gene Ontology annotation, cellular component: plasma membrane; endoplasmic reticulum. The record is from RefSeq and is a predicted model, not a curated record. Bases 115 to 1020 code for a protein of 301 amino acids.